AUGACCACCAUCGCUGCGCCGAUUCAUGGCCCAGCGUCUAUGCUUACAGAGAAGCAGCUGGCUGCCCUUGUCAAUAUUGAGGGAGAUGUGCAGCUCAAGGCGGCACAGCUCGGUAUGCUGUGUUGUGAGUACCGGAUGAAUUUGACACGUGUUUUGCUUUACUACGAGCCACUUAUUGCACCUCUGCGGACUAUAAUUUUUGCCGGCGCAGAGAAGCGAAAGUACAUUGAAACGCAGCUUAUCUGGCUGGAGCGCAUUAUUGUGCUCCAAGAGCGUCGUGGCGGUACUCAGACGCUUCCUGUGCGGGAGCUGCAGGCUGUUGAGAACGAUCUUAUGAUACCCGUACAUAAGGCGAUGCAGGAGAGUUAUCAGAAACUGGACCUUGUAACUAAAGAGGAGCUUGCGGUGCUGCGCAACUACGAAUGCCCACCGGAGCAGGCCCUGGUGACGAUGUCAAUGGCUCUGCGAGUGCGCGGGGAUGAAGACGUGCGGUGGUCUACGGUGCAAGUGGUUCUUAGCGACAGUUACUUUUUUACUUUUUUUAUCAGCCGUGCGCAGACGCUGCUGAAGCAGCCUCUUGCUGAAGAUGUACAGGAUGAGUUGGAGGUUUACUGUUCCUCACCCGAUCACACCCCGGAGGCUCUCGCUCUAAUUUCCGUGCCGCUUGCCGCCAUUGGACAAUGGCUGUGGGCAUUGCGGGAGUACUACCGCGUGAAGAAGAUUGCAAAGUUGCCUGACCCGCCCAUUUCGUUGGAGGAGAGGCGGCAGACAGUAACACGCCUGCGGUACGAGUUGCAGUCCAUCAAGGACAGCAUGAGCUCUGCGGUGGAGGAGAUGCAGAAACUGCAAGAGGAGAUCAUACGCAGAACAGUAAAGGUGCGUGAUGAGUACGACGACACCAUGUGCCCGCUGCAUGACUCGCUAGUAAAAAAGACUGAAGAGUUUGUACAUACACUCGAAGGAAAGGAGCCGACUGCCGAGGAGCAAGUGGAAACGCCACACCAAGAAGAAACCGUGACUGUGACGUAA
Trypanosoma rangeli is the source of this 1029-nucleotide messenger RNA. RefSeq lists its product as uncharacterized. Gene Ontology annotation, molecular function: dynein light intermediate chain binding; minus-end-directed microtubule motor activity; dynein intermediate chain binding. The transcript has a single exon. NCBI's taxonomy places the organism in Eukaryota, Euglenozoa, Kinetoplastea, Trypanosomatida, Trypanosomatidae. Gene Ontology annotation, biological process: microtubule-based movement. The coding region runs from base 1 to 1029 and encodes 342 amino acids. The record is from RefSeq and is a predicted model, not a curated record. Gene Ontology annotation, cellular component: dynein complex.